Molecule: messenger RNA, 11575 nt
Organism: Ornithodoros turicata
Lineage: Eukaryota; Metazoa; Arthropoda; Arachnida; Ixodida; Argasidae
Product: muscle calcium channel subunit alpha-1-like
Exons: 46
Coding region: 113-6613 (2166 amino acids)
Biological process (GO): calcium ion import across plasma membrane
Cellular component (GO): membrane; voltage-gated calcium channel complex
Molecular function (GO): high voltage-gated calcium channel activity
Source: RefSeq, a predicted model, not a curated record
CCCUCGUUAAGAACAGUGGCUCAAGCUUGUAGCUGCAGUGGCGUCUUGCAUUACCUAGUGCUGUGUGUGCUGGUUGCGAGCUGCGAAGUGUUGCACGGAAGAGCACGUCUGAAUGCGUACUGUCCGUCGUACGGUGUACAAAAGGCACCGUCAGCAUGAGGCCCCCCACCGGCGCUGGCCGUCUCUACCCAACCUUGCAGCGGGAGGAGGAGGCAGUCUACCCAGCUCUCGGGGCGAGCAACCUCAACUCGAGGGCCCCAGCUCACCUGGGGGCCCUAGGCCCCUGUCCAGCGCCUGGCACACUGCGCUCGGAGCAGCGGCCAUGAACCGAGACCAGCAGCGGCGGAGGCCCCCUCGGAAGGGCCCCAAGGUGGUCGAGAGGCCCACCAGGGCCCUCUUCUGUCUGGGGCUUAAAAACCCGCUUAGGAAACUCUGUAUCAGCGUCGUCGAGUGGAAGCCUUUUGAAUAUCUAAUUUUGUUGACGAUUUUUGCCAAUUGUGUGGCUUUAGCUGUUUAUACUCCCUAUCCACUUAUGGAUUCCAACCAAGUCAAUGCAACCCUGGAAAAAGUGGAGUAUAUAUUUCUAGUGAUAUUUACAGCAGAAUGCUUUAUGAAAAUUAUUGCCUAUGGCUUCCUUCUACAUCCGGGUGCUUACUUACGUAAUUCAUGGAAUAUGCUAGAUUUCGUAAUCGUAGUUAUAGGUCUUAUCAGUACUGGUUUAUCGCAUUUCCUGAAGGAGGGCUUCGACGUGAAAGCCUUACGAGCAUUCCGAGUUUUAAGGCCUUUAAGAUUAGUGUCUGGAGUGCCAAGUUUACAAGUCGUUUUGAAUUCCAUUCUCAAAGCCAUGGUGCCUUUACUUCAUAUAGCUCUUCUUGUGGUGUUUGUGAUCAUCAUCUAUGCCAUUGUGGGACUGGAGCUGUUCUCAGGAAAAAUGCAUCAGACAUGCGUCAAUAAUGAAACGGGGGAGUAUGCGGAUAAAGAGCCACACCCAUGUGGCGAUAGCGGUUACCUGUGCAAUGCGGAGAACAACGAGGUGUGCAGAGGCGAUUGGCCCGGCCCAAACUUCGGCAUCACCAAUUUCGACAAUUUCGGCCUCGCCAUGCUCACUGUCUUCACGUGCGUCACCAACGAGGGCUGGACGGGCAUCUUGUACAAUAUUAACGAUGCCAUAGGAAACUCUUGGCCCUGGAUCUAUUUCAUCAGCCUUAUCAUAUUAGGUUCUUUUUUCGUCCUUAACCUCGUUCUUGGUGUCCUUAGCGGUGAAUUUUCUAAAGAAAGGGAGAAAGCAAAAGCGAGAGGCGACUUUCACAAACUACGAGAGAAGCAGCAAAUAGAAGAAGAUUUAAGGGGUUAUUUGGACUGGAUAACGCAAGCAGAGGACAUCGAGGCUGAUGACAAGGAAAGCGGGGAGGACCGUAUGACGAGUCAACUCGAAACUGUCAACGAAACACGUGGCGAAGGUGACAGCGGCAGUGGUGACGUUGCUGUCCCUUCCUGGUGGUCAGCCAAGACCAAACAGUUUAGCCGUACAAAUCGACGGCUCCGGAGGGCCUGUAGGAAGGGUGUCAAGUCCCAGGCCUUUUAUUGGAUCGUCAUCAUCCUGGUGUUUCUGAACACCUUAACGUUGGCCUCGGAACACCACCACCAGCCCCCUUGGCUGGAUCGCCUUCAAGACGUGGCCAACAUGUUCUUCGUGGUGCUUUUUACUCUGGAGAUGCUUCUGAAGCUGUACAGUCUGGGUUUCCAGGGUUAUUUUGUGUCCCUGUUCAACCGUUUUGAUUGCUUCGUCGUCAUCAGCUCUAUCCUAGAGACUGUAUUCACGUACACGCAUAUUAUGCCUCCGCUCGGAGUGUCUGUGCUACGAUGUGUGCGUUUGCUUAGGAUUUUCAAAGUCACCAAGUAUUGGUCGUCACUACGCAACCUGGUGGCAUCGUUGAUCAAUUCUAUGCGUUCAAUCGCCAGUUUGCUGUUACUUCUGUUUCUCUUCAUUGUUAUCUUUGCACUACUGGGGAUGCAAGUUUUCGGCGGGAGAUUUAACUUUAGAGCCACCGAAGACAAGCCUCGGAGCAAUUUUGACACCUUCUGGCAAGCCCUUCUAACAGUGUUUCAGAUACUUACCGGUGAAGAUUGGAACGUUGUGAUGUACCACGGGAUCAACGCCUUUGGAGGCAUCGGCUCUGGAGCCUUUGCCUGCAUCUACUUUAUUAUUCUUUUUAUCUGCGGUAAUUAUAUUCUUCUCAACGUUUUCUUGGCUAUCGCCGUUGACAACUUGGCCGACGCAGAGAGCCUCACUGCCAUUGAAAAGGAGGAAGAGGAACAAGCACAGGAAGAAGAAGAGGAGAAAGAAGAGGAUGAGGAGAAAGUUGAACGGAAGAGGUCGAAACGUCGCCGGCGGAGGAGGAGUAGAAAGAAAGGAAAUGACGAAACACAAAUAGGAGAAGACGGAGAGAAAGUAGAUAAAAUUGUAGAUGCCUCACACAUGAAUCAUGCACCUUUAAUACGGAUAUCCAGGGACAAGUUAGACAAGAGUCAAGUACAAAUCAAAGUAGAAGACACAAGUGCAAGCGUAGAAGACUGUGCCAAAAAUACAGAUCAAGAAGGAGAGGAUGACGAGGCAGAGGGUGAUGAAGAUGAAAAAGAUGAGGAAGAGGAUGAGGAGGAUUAUGGGGAGGAAGAUGAAGAAGAUGAGGAGGACGAGGAGGACGAAGAGGAAGAGGAGGCGGAAGAAGUGACGGCGCGACCAAGGCGACUGUCGGAACUCAACAUCCAAACCAAGAUCCACCCAAUCCCCGAAGCCAGCUCCUUUUUCAUCUUCUCACAGACAAACAGCAUACGGGUUUUCUGCCACAAAUUCAUCAACCACAGUUAUUUUGGGAACUUCAUCCUGGUGUGCAUUCUAGUGAGCAGUGCCAUGUUGGCCGCGGAAGACCCUUUACGAUCGCAAUCGCAUCGAAAUCAGAUUUUAAAUUAUUUUGACUACUUCUUCACUACUGUCUUCACAGUUGAGAUUACAUUAAAAAUGAUUACUUACGGCGUAAUAUUACACAAAGGAUCGUUCUGCAGGAGUUACUUCAAUCUGCUAGACGUCCUUGUCGUUUGCGUAUCACUAGUUUCAUUCGGAUACGGAGACGGUACGAUAUCCGUGGUGAAGAUUCUCCGUGUCUGCAGAGUGCUUCGCCCUCUUAGAGCUAUCAACAGGGCAAAAGGCCUCAAGCAUGUCGUUCAGUGUGUCAUUGUGGCAGUGAAAACUAUCGGCAACAUCAUGUUGGUGACUUUCCUCCUCAACUUCAUGUUUGCUGUAAUUGGAGUGCAGCUAUUCAAGGGCAAGUUCUUCAAAUGCAACGACCCUUCGAAGCUUACAGCUGAUGAGUGCAGAGGCAAGUUUAUAAUCUACAAAGAUGGAGACAUAACGAAACCUGAGGAGACUUUGAGAGAAUGGGAGCAGCAGGACUUUCACUUCGACGACGUCCUUAAGGCCAUGCUCACGCUUUUCACUGUCUCUACCUUCGAGGGAUGGCCAGAUCUGUUAUACGUAGCCAUUGACUCGAAUGAAGAAGACCGAGGUCCUUUGCACAACUACCGGCCGCUCGUGGCGGUCUUCUUUAUUGUUUACAUCAUCAUCAUUGCCUUCUUCAUGGUGAAUAUCUUCGUCGGUUUCGUCAUCGUCACAUUUCAAAACGAAGGAGAGCAAGAAUUCAAGAACUGCGAACUUGACAAGAACCAGAGGAACUGCAUCGAAUUCGCGCUGAAAGCCAAGCCGAUUCGUCGCUAUAUUCCAAAAGCUCGGUUCCAGUACAAGAUGUGGUGGUUUGUGACGUCUCAGUACUUUGAGUAUGCACUCUUCGUACUCAUAAUGGCAAACACCUUGAUAUUAGCUAUGAAGUUCCAUGGUCAAUCCAAACCAUACACCAAGGUCUUAGAUGGGCUGAAUAUGUUCUUCACUGCCGUAUUUGCCCUAGAGUUUAUUCUCAAGAUUAUAGCGUUUAAAUUCAAGAAUUACUUUGGUGACGCCUGGAAUGUCUUCGACUUUAUCAUUGUGCUUGGAAGCUUCAUUGAUAUUGUAUACUCUGAAGUUAAUCCCGGUACCAAUAUCAUCAGCAUCAACUUCUUCCGUCUAUUCCGCGUCAUGAGGCUGGUGAAGUUGCUGAGCAAAGGAGAAGGCAUCAGGACACUACUUUGGACCUUUAUCAAAUCCUUCCAGGCCCUGCCGUAUGUUGCCUUACUUAUUGUUAUGCUGUUCUUCAUUUACGCCGUCAUUGGCAUGCAAUUGUUUGGGAAGAUUGGAUUGAACAAUGACGACAGUGCCAUAGACCGGAACAACAAUUUCCAAACAUUUCCACAGGCUGUACUGGUGCUCUUCAGAUCAGCAACUGGAGAAUCGUGGCAGGAAAUUAUGCUCUCGUGUCUGCAUGUGGACGGAGUGAGCUGCGACGAAGCCUCCGAAGAAGCUCCCGGAAGCCUUUGCGGAAGUGACUUUGCCUUGAUUUAUUUUAUUUCCUUCUACAUCAUCUGCUCUUUUUUGAUUAUCAACCUUUUCGUUGCUGUCAUCAUGGACAACUUUGACUACCUCACGCGUGAUUGGUCUAUCUUGGGCCCUCAUCACUUGGACGAAUUUGUCCGACUCUGGUCAGAAUACGAUCCUGACGCCAAGGGUAGAAUCAAGCAUCUGGACGUAGUCACGCUUCUGAGGAAAAUUCAGCCACCGUUGGGCUUUGGAAAGCUUUGUCCUCACCGUGUGGCUUGUAAGAAAUUGGUUUCCAUGAACAUGCCUCUCAACAGCGAUGGCACGGUAAUGUUCAAUGCAACACUUUUCGCUGUAGUACGGACAUCGCUCAAGAUUAAGACGGACGGUAACAUCGAUACUGCCAAUGAAGAACUGCGAGCGAUCAUCAAGAAGAUCUGGAAGCGUACGAGUCCCAAACUUUUAGAUCAAGUAGUCCCACCUGCCGCGGAUGAUGACGUCACAGUGGGCAAGUUCUACGCCACGUUCUUAAUCCAGGAUUACUUCAGGCGAUUCAAGAAAAGGAAAGAGGAGCGAGCAUCCGAAAAGGACGCCAACGAAAGCACCGUUGCGUUGCAGGCGGGUCUGAGAGAACUGCACGAAAUGGGUCCAGAGAUCCGCAGGGCUGUGUCUGGCAACCUGGACCAGGACUUCGAAGACGGCCGGGGCAACGAGCCCAUGCAUCGACGGAACCACUCCCUGUUUGGGAGCAUGUGGUCGUCGAUACGUGGUAAGCCCGGAACUCACCACACGAGGACUCUGCAAGUGAACGCGGCCGCCCAUGCCAAGGUGUCACCCACCAGUUCUUUGGACGUGUCGCCCCGCGGGGCGUCAGAUCCAAAUCAUGUCAAACUCAGGCGUGACGGAGGGAUUCCCCUGCAACGGGGGAGUCCAAACUCGAGCUCAUCCUCCGAAUGCCUGGAACAGUUGGGCGCCUCAUCCCCAGCCACCACGACUCCUCAGGUGACGUCACACCCGCCGUCGCUUUCGGCCGGUAGUUCUCCGUGCCUCCGCCGAGCGCCGCCUUCGUCGUCGUCUCCAGCCUGCAGCUCCUGUGGGGAAAGCUCGCUGGCAGACAAGGACGGGGGCGGGGCUGCGGCACAUGGGCCCGAGGCUAUUCCUCUGCGAUCACUCCGACGCUCCAGGUCCGCUCGGCAUGCGGACGUGACGUCACUGCUCUUCGCUUCCGACUCGGACAGCCCAUUCUCCGACAGAAGGCCGUCAGCAGCAUCGACCUCUUCUCGAAAGCAUUCCUUCCGCUCAGACUACUACCUCUGCGCACAUCCACGUAGCACAACUGCAGACCUGUCAUCGGACCAGAGCAGUGUGGGUACGACCCAGGCACCCCCUACACCCCCACCCCGCCGGUUCGGGGUGGGCGGAGGUAGUUUCCGACUGCCGUGCCUCAGCAAGCAGGACAGCCACGAACGCCCCAUCCUCAGCUGCAGUUCCAGUUCCCACGAGACCCCGCCCCCCGUUGCCCCUUCGAUGCCUUUUGACGGGGUCUCAACGCCCUAUCCCGCUUCGCCUUUGCGCAGGAUCGCGGCUUCCCUACGGCAGGUGCCUUUGCCAGCUAUGGCUGUUGCAGGGCUUGCUGACCCCAUAGGAAGACAAGGAAGCCCGUCCCGCUUCGUGCCCCUGCAUCGUGCCUCCUACCAUGGUUCCAGGGGCAGCCCUGCCAUGGACCAAAAUCACCUGGGUGCAAGGAGGAGGCCUGACGACCCCAUGGGAGCUUUUGUAGGGAGUGCGGAGAAUCUCGUUGGGAGGGUGCUGCAUGAACAAGGUCUCGGAAAAUACUGCGACUCGGACUUCGUGCGCGCCACCCAACGGGAACUGGCCGAGGCCUGCAACCUAACCCAGGAGGAGAUGGACCGCGCAGCUCAUGAGAUCUUGCAGGCAGAAAGGCGACGUUGCAGCUUGCCCUACCUCCACCCUGGCUUGUCCGCAGAUUUCUACACAGAGCCAACGUCUCCCGACGACACCCUCGCAUCCAUCUCCAUCCCUGUUGAAAACCCCGCUGAAGACACCGUCGCCCCGAAGGAAGCCUCUCCGCUUCAUUCGUCCCCCGACAAUUCCCAGCAAGACCCUGCGUUCAAAGACACCCCCUUAUAGCAGCGGUGGCACACACUUUUCUAGGCGAACAACGGCGGCCGCUGUGCUGCAGAAAAUGACGUCAUGGCUCCACGCUGACUGGCGUGGCUUGCAUUGCUCCGUGAGGCAUGAUGGGAAUUGUUGGUUGUAUCCCCUUUGUUAACCGUUUAAAUGGGACGUGCAGAGUUGGCAAGCCGUUAUCUAAUCUGUCGCAAAUGUUUCGGAAUGCUAUUUCGUAUUCUGCACCGGUUUUAAGUCUAGGCGAUACACUCAUUUUGUCCAGUGACUUUUAAAAAAACAACCUUUUUGCAUGGCAACCCCCAUAGGGUUUUAUAGUCUCCAUACGUUCCUGCGGCGCCUGUUGUUGUUUCUGUUUGCGUGCUGAUUACUGUGAUUUUUCUUUUUUUCGUGAAGAUAUUGCAGUGUACAUACAACCUGUACAGCGAUGAUGAAGAGUGUGUAGUGGUGCACAUGCACGCGUUUUGUCUUUCCGCCAUUGUUUCCGGAGUGAUGGUAGAACACCGAUGACGUCACAGAGGACUUUCGUGCGGUGAUUGUGCGGCGAACGUUCACUGGUCGAACAUGGUCGUGCAACGCCCUUAGUGCCUUCUCACAUCAAAUCAGUGCUUCUUUUUCUUCGGUAGCCGAUUUUUUCUUCUGCUUGCUGUGGUUCUCUUACUCCCCCUCGUUAUGCAAAAGACUGUGUGUACCCUUGCAUUCAAGAAGAGUGCGUUUUGGCCCACGAGAAUGCUGCCUGGAGCAGGCUGUGCUCAUGCAGUCACCACGAAGACCCAAGCUCAUUUGAAGGAACAAACAACUGUGCCACGCGUCCCAUGUUUUGAGGUGUUGGUUCCAUAAUUAUGGAGGACGAGGAUCAUAUCCUUUCGUAGUGAACUCAGAUUGUUACUACUAUCUGAUAACAUUUUUCUCGUACACUGUAUUUGUUGCUGGUGUCAUUCUUGAGACUACUCCGUUUAGUCCUCGCUAAUCUCAUUAUAGAAGAGACAGCAGUGUGUGGUGAUACAGUGUUGCCACAAGUCUUCUCCGGUCUCUGGAAGAACGCGUCGCUUUGUCUGCAAUGUCAAAUUUUACAAGAUUUUUUAUGCUUUGUGUUGGUGGAUAAUCAGUGUCGCUGUUGGCUUUUGGCAGUGGAUGUUUUUACUUCUGUUGCAAUGAAUCGUUAGGAGCACAAAGUGUACGUUUAUUUUUGCUUGCAUUUCGCAGAUUACCUCUCAGUUUACAACGAUAACCGCAAGCAAUGCAUUCUGCUGCUAGAACUAGAGGUGUGCGCCGAAAGCAAAUUUGUCGGCGGCGGCGUACCUCCUGUUUUUGUGCCGGCGGCGGCGCCACGCCGAUCUCCUCCUAUCGACGUGACCCUUCUCCGCCCCUGUCCCGCUUCUGUAAGUGUUAUGUAAAAGUGCGGCGUGAACACGAUGCCGUCGUUUCGAGCACUAAGUUUCGAAGCUUUUAAGUACAAAUUAUUGACAGCAUGCUCUGAAUGGACGACUGUCGGAAAAAGCAGAGUUAUAUUUCGGAUUUAACCAAUACAGAGAACGUGUACGGGCUCUUGCCGCGGCUAGCUCUUGCAGUAUCGGCGGCGGCGCACACCUCUAGCUAGAACUCCCGGACCUCUGCGCUCUCGUUCGGCUACGUCGUUGCAUACAACCCGGAUAGUACGAUGCUCAAAGUCUAUACUAGACAACUACAAAUUCGGCAUUAUCUCCGUAUUGUGUAUAGGCUUUAACGUUUACAGAACUAGUAAUUACGUUAUAGUGUAACAUUCUAAGUCAUUAACGAUAUGAAUAACGUGUUACUGGAUGGAACGAGAGCGCUGAGGAGGGUUCACAGAAAAUUAACCCUCAUUACGUUAGUAACGUACACUCACAUUGCAGACAUUUAAAGGGACGACUUUACAUUGCAUUGCCCUGUAUACCAUGUGAAGUUGUGAGAGAUGCAGGCAACCUUCUUGAGAUCCACCAAGCACUGACUUAGAACUCAAUGCUGCUGUUGCUAUGGAAACCAAUUUUUUGCUGCAGUUUUUGCUAGCUUUUCAUGACACUCUACACUUUGGUGUUCACCUUUCCAAAUCAUGCAAGGCAUAUAUAUACAUCACUGUACAUUUUGUACAUUUUUGAUGCUACACUUCAAGGUUGUAGUGCAUAGCAGAGUCAAUACACUGAACUUCAUUAACUAUAUAGUGACCAGUUUCGACGGCUGAUAUAGAAUGACAAAUUUCGAGCGAACAUUAUUGAAGUGCCUGACACCUGUAAGGUGUCCCACUUAGUUGCACAUUUUUCAAUUGUGAUAUCGGAGGUUAUCUAGAUGCGCAUGCUGAGUUCGGUUCUCUGUAUACCUUGUACGCUUGUGUUAAGAACGCUUUUGUGAUAUAUCUGGGCGUGUAAAGUGAAGCGAGACGCACAAGUGAAACGGUUGUUUUAGUCGGCGACCAAUCAGACGAUACACCUCUUAGUUCGUGUUGCAUUCUAAGUUUAUGUUACGCGUCACAUGAAAUGGGGGUGUGGUAACACAAGUUGACGUUAGUGGAAUGAUUAAUUUAAGUGUCGGAUCCUACGACAUGUAGGAACUUCUUUUGUGUGUGUGUUGUAUGCUGAACUCUAACUUAGCCAAGCACAGCGUACGAUUGUAUACAACAACAAAGGGAGGGAAGCAGUGUUCGAUCCUUCCCGAACGAAAAACAACAAAGACAUGGAAGAAGUGUAUUUGGGACUAUACAAAGCGUUUUUCUUUGUCCCUAGCGGAAUUUUUUAUAAUAAAGCUAUGAUAGUUAAGUCUAGACGCGGUUUUCAUAUGCGGCCAGGUGGCGGGACGCGUACGUAACUACUGACAAAGCCAAGACUACGCACUUCUCGAGCGCAACGACAUGACCUUCGGCUUAUGUUGGCUGGAAAGCGAUCUAUCUAGCCAACCAGCGCCUGCUCCAGUCAGCCCCAUCGCUACAAAACACGUGACCCUCCGACGCGAACGCUCGUCGCUCCUUUUGUGCUCGAGAAGCGCCAAGUUUCGGUUUCGGGUUAUUUGCAUAGCGAUAGCAUUAGCAUAGCGAUAGCGUUGCGUUUAGCGAUUUAUAUAUCAAAGUGCCUGCCCGUUUCAUGUUUUUUUUUUUAACAGAGUGAAUUUUGAAGUAUUAUCUUCUCAAAUCUGCUGCCUCGCAUUUUACCGAAAACAUAUAUUUAAAAGGUGAACUAAUGAAUUUUAGGUAAUUAGUCGUCACGUAGUUACGUGUGCUUUCCCACAAGAUGUCCGCCUGGCCGCAAAAGUGCUGCCCUCAUUGAUUUUUUAAUCUCUACAUAAAUAAAUAAACACCUGGUAUAAUCAACGCGACGAACAGUGUUUGUUCAUGGCCUCUAACCCAAUUGGCUAAGUGCCGUACUUCCACGCAGAGAACAACAACGUUAGGUAUGAACAUGGAAUGACAGGAUACGUAUUUCAUAAAUUCUAAUGCUUUACACUUCAGCCUGAUUGCUGUCAAGCGAUCCGAUGAACAAAAUUUGUUCACGUGUGCGUUUCGGAAAGCCUAUGCAACGUACCAUUUUAAAAACAACGGCGAUGUCGACAGAGCAUUCGCCGCAACAUUUUGAACGCUUCGGUCGAAGUUUAGUAGCAGCCACAGCAAGAUCGAUGGCACAGAAAUAUUUUGGACUGCUCGUGGCAGUCGUGCCAAAAACGCCUGUCCGAGCUGUAUUUUUUUUCUUUCUUUCUCUUUGGGAAAUCUGUACCUUUGCAGAAUAUUGGGUUGGCGCUUAUUUAGAAGUAUUGUGAUACGUGAAUAGUGACUGUACAGAAUACUGUAGAAGGAAAAAAAAUUGCUAUAGAGAACAACAGCCCGAAAAAAAACGUGCUCAAUAACUUCGCAUAAUAUAUAAUGUCCAGUGUUUCCACUGGGAGUGUUACAGCAGCUAAGGUUUGACGACCGCGUGUCGGAUGUAAAUGCAUUUAGAGAGUUAGUGCGAGGCAGGUUUGUCAUGUUCUGCGAGAGUAUCUUACAAGCACAAAUAUAUAACAUCCAACUUUUACCGUGAACUGUUUCGCGUGAGCACAGAAACCAAGCGAUGCAUUUAGUUUUAAAAAAACUACUACUGCAAUGUACCGACGACACGUAAUUCUUUGAUACCACGCAGACUUCACUGUAUAACGUCAUGCAGCAGCGGGCAAAAAUUGUCUGUUUUCUCAAAAGGCAUCCUUCGUAAACGCAGUUAUCCGUUUGUUUGUUUGUUUUAGUAAUGGCUACAGAACAAAACGAAAAAAAAAACAUUUAGCCGACAAUCACGUGGUAGGAAUGUGUAGACAAAUUUAUGUACUUCAACACUUUGCAAACAGAAAGGGACGUAGAAGUCGUCUGCAUUCACAUUCACAUUUCCUGAACACAGUCCUUCCAAGCAUUUUUGUGAGACCAUUAACAAGUGUCUUGAGUAGCCAUAUAUUUAUAGAGGUACCUUCACAAGCGUUACCUUUACCCUCUUUUAAGUAUGCCUUUUCGGUAUAGCGUUUACUAUGGUUUGCUUCGUUACAUUGAAUGAAAGUGCUGUCACGUAAGAUUCUAUUAAAGAUAUUCGCUGUUGUUCCUUGCAUUAGGUGACCUCGCAAAAUGUUUUUUUUUUAAUAUGCAUAAUGUGUACUUCGUGGCUAUUGAUGAGAAUGCUUUAUUGCACUGAUUUUCACUCACAAAAUCCACUUAAACAGUUCCAGCUGGAACAGGCAGCAAUGAAUACAGUUGUAGCCUCUUUUAUGACAGAGAAUUGAAACUGCAGCUCGUUGUAAAGGCAUGUUUUGAAUUUUUAAGUUGUUUCCAUUUUGUACUCCCAGUAACGAGGUACUUGUUAGGAACCUUAGCAAUUUUGAGAAUGUUACACUAACCAAACGUGGUGGGUGUUGACUUGAAAAAAGCGUGGCAAACACCGUGUAGAAAACGAAGUGCCAAAGUGCUAGUCUGAGACUGCUGAUGAAAUAAAGUAUUAAUUUAUA